AUGCCUCCUAAUAAAUUAAUUUAAAAAUAUAUACCAUCAGCAUAAAAUUUUGCUAAUUAUUUUGGAGGUGCUAUAAUUUUAACUAAAAGUAAUGCAUUAUAAUAAGUUGAUAAUGUAUUAGUUGAUUCAACUGAAGUGUAUAAUUAUUAUUAUUAAUAAGAUAUAUGAUUACAGAAUGUAAUUAAAAAGAUGUGUUUUUUGUUGUAUGUUUAAAAGAAGAGAUUUCUUUAGAAACUAUAACUUUUAUAAAUAAAGAAUUGUAUUCUUCAACCAUCAAAAACUUUUAAGUAUUUUAUAUAAUUUAAUACUUGUUAGGUCUAUGGAAGUGUUGUUUAUCCAACUAAAGAAUGGGAACUUUUAGGUAAUUUUUAUGCUGAAGAUUCUAAUGAAUGGUAGAUAUUCAAUUUAGAAUAACGAUUCCUUAGAUAUUUAAAAAUACAUAUUGUAGAAUUUCAUAAUGCAGAAUUUCAUUGUACUUUAACUCAAAUUAGGUUAAAUUUUGUUAAUAUUAAAUUUAGAGUAUUUGGUUAAACUGUUAUUGGUGAUUUGAUUGAUUCACAUAAAAGAGAUAAAAAAGUUAUUAAACCUGAAACUAAAACUGAAAACUCAACAUAAGAGUAAUAAGAAAUUAAUUAAAAUGAGGUUUCAGAAGAAGAAGAUCGAUCUAAAAAUGAUACAUGUUCAGUUGUUGAUUAUUUUUACAGCAAUUAACCUUCUAAAAAAAUAGAAAGUUAAUAUAUAAAUGUAUUACCCUAUGAAUCAAGAUAAUCACUAUUCAAAGUGACUGCUUAAAAUAUCUUAAUAUUGUCUCAUAAUGUAGAAUUAUUUAAAAAUGAAAUCAAUUCAAUUAAAUAAUAGGAUUUAUAAUAUUUAUAAGAAUAGGAUGAAAUCAAAUCUUUUUAAUAAUAAAUAAUGACUUCAAUUUAAGAAUAAAAAUUAGUUAAUAAUAAUUUAAAAGAAGAUUUAGAAUUUUUAUAUCGUAAAUUCUUAGCUAUGUUUAUUAUAUUAAUAGCAAUAGCAAUUAUAUUAAUUCUCAUAAGUUUUUGUAAUUAAAAUAAAUAAUAAACAAUUUAACAUAAUAGAGUUUCUACUAAAAUUUGUAGUACAAUAGUUAAAUCUUAACCUGAAUUAUUAACUCCUUAACUAAUUGAAAAUUAAAUUAAUAGAAAAUCUAUCUCAUAAAUAAAACCCUAAAAUGGAAAAUCAAAAAAAGCACAUUGA
Molecule: messenger RNA, 1221 nt
Organism: Paramecium pentaurelia
Lineage: Eukaryota; Ciliophora; Oligohymenophorea; Peniculida; Parameciidae
Source: the annotation of a GenBank genome assembly